AUGGGCAUAAAGAAGAAGAAAGAAAUGCAAGUGACUGCACUGACCAUUUGCCAUCAAGACCUUGAAACUUUGCAUUCUUUGGCUGAUGUGGAAGGAAAGAAUCUAGCUUCUUUGCUGUUACAUUGUGUACAACUCACAGAUGGAGUGUCACAAAUCCAUUGUGUUAAACAGAAUUACAAGGGACUCUCACUAAAUGGCCUACCUGAAUUUUUUCUAACUGAGGCUGUACAAAGUUUUACUUCUCGUCUUCAGGAAGAAUUGAGUACUACUGAUGUGUACUCUUAUAGGAAAGUAAUUGACAAUAUAUCUUCCUGUAUGGAGAACUUUGACGUAGGUAGAGCAGGUGUUAGUAAUCUUCUUAAAAAUGUGCUUCAUUUUAUGCAGAAGAGUUUAACUGAAAUCUCUGAAGAAAAUAGAAAAUUUGCCGGAAAUCAUAUUGUUCAGACGCAGUUGAUGAAUGACUUGUCGGUAGGCACUAGAGUUUCUGUGAUGUUGGUACAGAAAAUACAAGACUUUCAAACACUUCAUGUGAGGAUUUCCAGUUCCCCUACAUGGCAAAGUAUGUGUGGAUUGCUGAGUAUUUUCACCAAGUUUUUAAUUGAUGAUCACCUUUUACAGACAAUUCAGAGUACAUCUGGAUUAGCUGUUAUUCUUUUUAUUAAGGCUAUGUUUCACCCACCUGAAGAGAUUCCUGAUUUGAUUAGUAGUUUGCUUCUCCGUUCAGUGGACUGUACCAGCAUCCCUGACUGGUUUUUGAACUGCUGCAGGAGCCUUUGUUGUGCUGAUGUCUCGCAGUCAACUCUCUUAUUCCUGUGUCAAGGGACACUCACCAUGUUGGACUGGCAGAAUAGAAAGAUGGGCCCAAGCGGGGAGGCCCUGCUCUUGAAUAUUGUCCAUGUAUUGUUCACCUUGAGUUCACAGAUCAAGGAAUCAACUCUGGAAUUGUUUUUCUCUAGAAUUUUGGCAUCUUGGACUAAUUCAGCCAUACAUGUCCUUGAAUCAAGUUCCCCAAGCCUAAAGGACAGUCUGAAUGGGAAUUCAAGCAUAGUUGGGAAACUUUUGGAAUAUGUCUAUACCCACUGGGAACAUCCAUUGGAUGCUUUGAGACACCAAACCAAAAUUAUAUUCAGAAAUGUUCUCCAAAUACACCAGCUCACUAAAGAAAAAUCAGACUCAGAAGCGUCAGGUUUGGCUGCCGAUCGUUUCAUUUGUGAAUUGACAGAGAGUCUUUUGCGACUGGAAUGGCAUGUUAAAGGGAAAUACAUGUGUCUUGGUUGUUUAGUAGAUUAUACAGGAAUUGGACAUAUUUUGGCACUAGCCAAAACUAUUCCAUCACAAAUCUUAGAGGUGAUGGGAGACCAGUCAUUGGUACCUUAUGCAAGUGACCUCUUGGAGACCAUGUUCAGAAGUCACAAGAGUCAUUUGAAGUCCCAGGCUGUUGACAGUACGUGGAUUGAUGAGUGGCAUGAGACUUGGGUUUCUCCUCUCCUUUUUAUACUGUGUGAAGGAAAUCUGGACCAGAAAUCUUAUGUGAUCGAUUAUUACUUGCCAAAAUUGUUGAAUUGCAGCCCCGAAAGCUUAAGCUACAUGGUAAAGAUUCUUCAGUCUUCUGCUGAUGCUAAAAGUGGUAAGAUGAACCAUUCUUUUAGUAAUUUCUAGCAACAAUCUUUUCCAUCCUUAGGAUCUUAUAAUAGUGCAGGGGCUCUGGGAGCUUUGAUGGCAUGUCUGCGAGCAGCUAGAGCUCAUGGACAUCUUCGGUCUGCAACUGAUGUCUGGAGGAACCUUGUGUCCAGCGCAAGAAUAAAACAAGGCUUAAUUCAUCAGCACUGCCAAGUACGGAUAGAUACGCUAGGCUUGCUUUGUGAAAGUAAUCGAAGUACAGAAAUCGUUUCCACAGAAGAAAUGCAGUGGAUUCAAUUCUUUAUCGCAUACAAUCUUAACAGUCAGUCCCCAGGAGUGCGACAACAGAUUUGUUCUCUUCUUAAAAAGUUGUUUUGUAGGAUACAGGAGAGUUCUCAGGUGCUUUAUAAACUGGAGCAAAGUAGAUCCAAACAUGAGCCAGAGAAUGAGUUAUCCAAACAGCACCCUUCUGUAUCUUUACAGCAGUAUAAGAAUUUCAUGUCAUCCAUUUGCAACAGUCUUUUUGAAGCGCUGUUUCCUGGUUCUUCCUACCCAACUAGAUUUUCAGCUUUAACCAUUUUAGGCUCAGUAGCUGAAGUUUUUCCAGUCCCAGAAGGUCAAGUCCAAACAGUGUAUCAGCUGAGUCAUGAUAUCGAUGUCGGUCGUUUCCAAACACUAAUGGAAUGUUUUACCAGUACUUUUGAAGAAGUGAAAAUUUUAGCAUUUGAUCUUCUGAUGAAGUUACCAAAAACAGUUGUACAAUUCCAGGAUUCGGAGAAACUGCAAGGCUUAUUCCAGGCAGCACUGGAGCUCAGCACAAGCACCAAGCCAUAUGACUGUGUGACAGCUUCCUACCUGCUGAACUUCUUAAUCUGGCAGAAUGCCCUCCCCUCAUCUCUGUCUGCCUACUUACAAACUCAACAAGCUGCAUGUGGUGAUGGAGAUACAUCUGCUAUUGUGGUGGAAAGGAACACAUUAAUGGUUAUCAAAUGCUUGUUGGAAAAUCUUGAGGAGGAAAUAUCUCAGGCUGAAAAUUCUCUGCUUCAGGCAGCAGCAUCAUUUCCACUAUAUGGGCGAGCCCACUGUAUAACAGGAGCUUUGCAGAGGUUGUCUCUAAACAGCCUGCAGUUGGUGAGUGAAUGGAGACCUGUGGUAGAGAAGCUCCUCUUGGUGUCGUAUAGGCUUUCUGCCGUGGUGUCUCCGGUCAUUCAGAGUUCCUCCCCAGAAGGCCUCAUCCCAAUGGACACUGAUUCAGAGUCAGCAAGCCGCUUACAGACGAUUCUGAGUGAGAUUCAGCCACGAGAUACUAAUGACUACUUCAAUCAAGCCAAAAUACUGAAAGAACGUGAUAGUUUUGAUUUGGAGGACUUGAAUGCCAGUGUGCCGGAUAUUGGUGCUUCUGCAGAGAUCAAAGGUAAAGAAAGAAAAACAUGCGAUGUAACUGCUCAGAUGGUGCUGGUGUGUUGUUGGCGAAGUAUGAAGGAAGUUGCCUUACUUUUAGGCACGCUGUGCCAGCUUCUCCCCAUGCAGUCCACGCCAGAACCCCGCAGCGGAUUAUUGACAGUGGAGCAGGUAAAAGAAAUAGGAGAUUACUUUAAACAACACCUCUUACAGUCCAGGCACAGAGGAGCAUUUGAACUGGCUUACACUGGCUUUGUGAAACUCACUGAAAUACUAAACAGGUGCCCCAAUGUGAGUCUGCAAAAGCUGCCAGAACACUGGUUAUGGAAUGUUUUAGAGGAAAUUAAAUGCAGUGAUCCCUCAUCUAAACUCUGUGCUACAAGGCGCAGUGCCGGACUUCCUUUCUACAUACAGGCACUAUUGGCAUCUGAACCGAAGAAAGGCAAAAUGGAUUUGUUGAAAAUAACAAUGAAAGAGUUAAUCUCCUUGGCUGGGCCUACAGAUGACUCACAGAGCACAGUCCCCCAGGUUCAUGCUUUAAAUAUCCUUAGAGCCUUGUUCAGAGAUACACGUCUGGGAGAAAAUAUUAUUCCAUAUGUGGCUGAUGGAGCUAAGGCUGCAAUUCUAGGCUUUACAUCACCAGUCUGGGCAGUGAGAAAUUCAUCCACACUUCUUUUCAGUACCUUGAUCACAAGAAUAUUUGGAGUUAAAAGGGGAAAGGAUGAACUUUCCAAAAAAAAUAGAAUGACAGGAAGCGAAUUUUUUUCUCGUUUCCCAGAACUCUAUCCUUUUCUUCUCCAGCAGUUGGAAGCUGUAGCUAAUACUGUGGACAGUGAUGCAGGAGAACUAAACCGUCAUCCAAGCAUGUUUCUCUUACUGCUGGUGUUGGGGAGACUCUACCCUUCCCCGAUGGACGGCACCUAUUCCACUCUCAGCAUGGCACCUUUCAUUCCCUUCAUUAUGAGAUGCGGUCACUCCCCUGUCUACCGCUCCCGUGAGAUGGCAGCUCGUGCCUUGGUUCCGUUUGUUAUGGUGGAUGAAAUCCCCAAUACCAUCCGAACUCUGUUGGCCAAACUCCCCAACUCCACCGAUCAGUGUUUCCGGCAAAACCAUAUUCAUGGGACGCUUCUCCAGGUUUUCCAUUUGUUACAAGCCUUCUCAGACUCCAAAUACAGACUGAAUGCAUACUUUCAGCAGGAGCUGGCUGACGUUGCUGUUUGUACCAGAGCCAAACUCUGGCUGGCCGAGAGGCAAAAUCCAUGUUUGGUGACCAGAGCUGUAUAUAUUGAUAUUCUCUUCCUGUUGACUCGCUGCCUUGACAAACCCACAAAAGGCAACCAGCCAGCUCUGGAGCAUCUUGGCUUCUGGGGGGACAUCAGAAGGAUCAUCUCAAGAUCAGAGCUGAUAACAGGAUUCCCCUAUACCUUCACAGUGCCAGGCCUGCCCCAGUACCUCCAGAGCCUCACCAAACUAGCCAUCUCUGCAGUGUGGGCAGUGGAGGCCCAGGCUGGAGAGCAGGCAAGGGACAUUCCCAUAUCCUUCUCCCAGCUGUUGGAGUCUUCUUUCCCUGAAGUGCGCCUGCUGACAUUAGAAGCCCUGUUGGAAAGGUUUUCAACAGCAGCCUCUGGAUUAGGAGAGAAGGGACUGCCACCCUUGCUGUGGAAUAUGGGAGGGACAUUCUUGAUGUUGGCCAUGAAGGAAAAUCACCCAGAAUGCUUCUGCAAGAUACUGAAAAUUCUUCAUCGCAUGGACCCCAGUGAGUGGCUUCCCGAGACGGAGCACUGUAUCCAUUUAACCCCAAAGGAGUUCCUGAUCUGGACGAUGGAUAUUGCUUCCAAUGAAAGGUCUGAAAUUCAAAGUGUAGCUCUGAGACUUGCCUCCAAAGUGAUUGCCCACCGCAUGCAGACGUGUGAGGAGACCAGGGACUCCAUGGUCCCCACACUGAAGCAGUGGGUUCGGUUGGUCGCCGCAUCCUGUGGAGAACACCUUCCCACAGAGUCCAGGCUGGCCGCUGCCGAAGCCCUCACCAGCACCACACCGUUCUUGCUCACCAGCCCGGAUCCCGUUCUCGAACUGCAGGAUACACUUGCUCUCUGGAGAUGUGUCCUCACCCUCCUGCAGAGUGAGGAGCAGGCCGUCAGAGAUGCUGCCACGGAGACUGUGGCAACCGCCAUGUCACAAGAAAACACCUGCCAGUCAACAGAUCUGCUGGGGGCCCUGGAGAUGCUGGGGCAGCUCUCAUGCUGGCUUUUUGGGUUCCAAUGGACACCCCUUGAUCGCCUGACCCCGGUGGCCGACGGGACUGGCAUUCCUGAGCGCCACAGGAAGGUGGAAGACUACCUGUUUGAAAAAGCAGAAAUCAACUUUUGGGCUGAGACCCUGACCUUCGUGAAGUACCUCUACAAGCACCUCUCCCAUCUCCUCUCCAAGUCCAGCUGGUGUCCCCUCCGCCCUGAAAGCCUCCGUCAUCUUCACAGGACAGCAUCAGAGCAGUGCCACCUCCUUUCCCAGCUCUUCAGAGAACUGCCACCAACUGCUGAGUUUUUGAAGACAGUGGAAUUCACAAGACUGCGCAUUCAGGAAGAAAGGACUUUGGCUUGCCUGAGGCUGCUGGCCUUUCUGGAAGGAAAGGAAAGGGAAGACACCCUUGUUCUCAGUGCUUCGGACUCUGUUGCAGAAACGAAUCCGUUCACUCUUGCAAGAACAGAAACAGCUUGUUGA
Puma concolor (puma) is the source of this 5742-nucleotide messenger RNA. NCBI's taxonomy places the organism in Eukaryota, Metazoa, Chordata, Mammalia, Carnivora, Felidae. The record is from RefSeq and is a predicted model, not a curated record.